GGUAAUGGUAAGUCACAAUUGUCGACACUCUCUGGACAUUCUUGCUGGUUGGAUAACGACGACGGCUGCAGGCCUGCACUCAUUAGGUCAGUGGGAAACACACGACAUGUACCCGAGACUGAACUCGCUUGCUUGGCCAGCUGUCAAAUAGAGAUCGGCUUUCUGUUAGGUGAUGAGAAAGUCACUGUUGCGAAAGCAACGGUCACAGUACUAGCUGCCGCGUUUCCAUCUGCUCAUAAAUAAAUGCAUGCGGCAGUCACCAGAUGACAUUGUAAACGUUUUGUUUAAUAGAAAACGCCUUCCUCACUUUAAAUUUGUCACCACAAGGGAAAAAGUGUAAGAAGCAGCUGUUCCGUCGGCUUAAUUAGAACAUUGAGCAAGAUUUGUCCAUAGACUCCAAUUACAUUUGACUGGUUAUCCUGUUUUUGUUGAACGUAAAUACACGAAGGGGGAUAAACGAUAUUAAGUGACAAACAUCGCUUGUCUUCAGAGAUACUCAUUGAAACGAAUCCAUAAGUUCAUUUAUAUUUUCCCCGCUUGCCGGCGUCAUUUGCUCCGCUUUUUUCAAAGUUCCUUUCGGCUGAUCAAUUGAUCAUACAGAAAAACAUAAUACUCAUCUUGCAAUAACUUCUCGUUCCAACAUGACAAAGGAAAUGCUAGUACAAACGAAGAAGGGCGAAAAGCUGCGUAUCCGUAGGAUGCGUUUCAUGGACCUCGUAGGAGUCUCUAAUACUGUUUAUGAUGCAUUCAAAAAUAGCAAAACAUGGCACUGGCGUUUCGGCGGAUGUUCAGAUCGUGUUUCUCGAAUAUUGACCGUAUACCUGACACUGGACUCGUACGUAGAUCCUUUAAAGGACAUGUUUGUAGCUUCCACAACCACAAACAAGUAUGCAGGCAUGCUUGCAUACAAAUAUGUCACACCCAAACAGACGCCUAAGCCCUGGUGGAGGCAGCUGAUUGUUUGGGCAACGAUGCUCCUUGGUGCUUUAAUGUUCUGGAUUCUUGGCGCUCAGCAAGUUCGUCGACGUUUCGAGUACAAUGGAGUUGAGUACCGUAAAGCACUCGUGGAAACUGGUUUGCUUGAAAAGCCCAAUGGCUAUGUGCAUGUUGACUUAUUAGCAGUUCAUGUUGACGAACAGCAUAAGGGCAUCGCUGGCAUACUUAUGGAUAUUGCUCACGACUGUGCUCGGAAGCACAACGUGCCUAGCUUUCUCAUGGCAAGUCAAGCUGGUUUCGACAUGUAUGUUCAUAUGGGCUACAAACACGUGUCUACUGCUGUACUCAUUGACGAAAGAACGGGCGACGUAGUCCGAAAUAGUCCUGCCAUGAUAUGGGAACCAAAGGACCACCCGGCAGUCUCAAAAUGAGAAACUGCGAUGACCCAAUACUUUCCACUCAGUGUCCCUUUUUGGCCUUCUGACACAAGCCGAGUUUGUUUGACUUCGACUUGUACAAAACUUUCUGCAAUGCCCGUUAUGUUAAUCUGUCUCCAAAGACAACGCAUCGCUACCUGACUAGUCGUUUUAGUAAUAAUAUACAGGAUUGCGUUUCAGCAUGCUCGUAGGACAAACCCGUGUUCUUCCAACAUGUGUUUUAUGAGGCACAUUCAUCAACCUUUAAAUGUUUAGUCAGUUUAAUAAUCAGGUAAUGCCUUAGCCUA
Schizosaccharomyces japonicus yFS275 is the source of this 1660-nucleotide messenger RNA. Its product is annotated as N-acetyltransferase. Bases 642 to 1367 code for a protein of 241 amino acids. The transcript has a single exon. The record is from RefSeq and is a predicted model, not a curated record. Lineage: Eukaryota; Fungi; Ascomycota; Schizosaccharomycetes; Schizosaccharomycetales; Schizosaccharomycetaceae.